AUGUGUCCAGAAGAUUUAUUUGAUUUGAAGAAAUUCCAAGAUCCAGAGUUCUCUGCAAUAGCUUGGUUAAAUAAUACAAUAAGACUCCAUAAUAAAGAUGGGAAUAUCUCAUUACCUGAUACUUUGAAAAAUAUUUCAAAUAAUUGCAAUCAAUUAUUAUCUAAAUACUAUGAUUAUAUUGAGAAGGAUUUAGAUACUAUUUCUAGCUCAUUUGAAAAGAUAAAAGUAUCUGAUAAUGAAAAUAUAUCAAUGUUAGAUAAUUUAAAGUCUCGAAUUUAUCAGUUUAAAAAGGAUAUUUUAAGUAGUGGCGAAUUUUAUGAUAAAAAUGAGUCUAUUGAUGAUAUUUUAAUAUUAUAUGAUCAGAAAAUAAGACUAGAAACAGCUUUACAAUUACUUAGGAACAGUUCGAAAUUUGAAUCAAUGUUACUUGAUAUAGAAGAGAUCUUAAAGAAUAAAGAAAAUAUAAAGUUAAUUAUAAAUAAUGGUGGGCAGGGAUUACAAGAUAUAACUAAUAAAUUUUGUUCUUUAAAACUACUAGUUAGUAGUUUAGAGAGCCUCCCAGAAUUCUUUAUUAGAAUUGAGAAAUUUCAUUCAUUAGAGAAUAAAAUAUUACAUUAUUUUGAUGAAUAUAUUGAGGAAAAAUUUAUAAGAUAUGAUAAUUUUGAAAGUAUUACUAUUAUAUCAUCAUUAUAUGAGAAUCUUGGUCAAAAUCCUAGGCUUGAACAGGCUUUAAUGAAUAUAUUUACUACACAAGCUCAUAGAAUAUGGGAACUAAUUUGGUCAUUUACAUCCUAUGGAUCCCAGAAAUUUGAAAAAGAUGAAAAUGAUAAUAUGAAUAUAUAUAGUUCUCCAAAAAACAAAAGUAUGGAUAAUUUAAUUAUUUUUGAACCUAUACAAGAUUUACAAAUAUCAGAAAUUGGACAUGAUAUAUAUCGUAUUAGGGAAGAUGAAGCAGUGAUUAAAUAUUUUCGAUGGUUUCAUGAAUUAAUUUUAGCUAGAAGGAAUUUUUUUAAGGAUCUAUUUACUAAAGAUGGUAAUUAUAUGAAAAUUUUACAUAAAUUUUAUAGUACUUUGGUUGAAACGUGUAUUCACAGUUUAAGACAGUUUAUAAACUUCAUAACCCAACCAAUUAAAACUAUUACAAAUUUUUCUUUUAAUUAUGGUUUAGAAGCAUGUAUUGAGACGAAACAAGAUAAUAUUUUUAGUAUUACAUAUGAUGGGCUAACAUUAUCUGUAAUUAAUGAUAUUCGUACAGUAUGUCAACGUAUGUAUAAAUCAUUUGAAAUAUCAAUGCAAAUUAUUCAAGAUUGUACAAAUUCCAAUUUAUUAAAUGAUGUUACAGAUAUAUCCCAAAAUAAUUCUGUGGUUAUUAAUGAGAUAUAUGAAACUAUUUUUAAAACUACAAAUAUUUUAUUUUAUCUAUUUCAAUGUGAUGUAAUGGUAAUAAUUCGAGGAGCACAAUCAUUAAGUCCUUUUUUAAAUACAAGUAAUAAUAUAGUAGAUUCUUUAUAUUCUUUAUCUGAGGAAGUAUUAGCAAAUUUUAAUAUAUUGGUAGAUACAAUAACUAGGACUUUUCUUUCAGAAUCAAAUUUGAAUGAGAAUAUUUAUCCUACCCCAUUCCCUAAGGAUGGAUGUGUAAUACAAUUCAUUGUUUUUAUAGAUCAGAUAUUGACGCAAUAUUUACAUUAUUGUAUUCAAGGUUGUAUGAAUCCAUUUCAAAAUGCAAUAAGAUCUAUCAACUCUGAUCUAGUUAAAAAAUUAGGAUAUAAAUUGAAAUAUCUACAGGAUUAUGGUCCACCUAAUCUAUUAGAUAAAGAACUAUUGAAAGCAUGUAUCAAAUUCUACUUUUGUAUUUUAGAUAUAGAUCAAUUAUUUGGGAAUUUACUUAAGAAAUUAUUAAGUCAUUGUCAGGAAAUAUACCAAUUAUCUGAGUAUCAAAAUUCACAAAUAGAUCAAUAUGUUAACUCUCUUUCUAUGGAUAUUAAUAUUGCAGAUAUUAAUAUAAUUAGAGAUGUAAAUGUAGUAGAAGCUGAAAGACUUGCUAAUAUAAUUUUUGAUUUAAUAUCUAAGAGAAGUAAUGACUUAGGAAGAAUUGUUAUAGAUCAAUUUUAUACUUCAACUUUAAUAAGGGCAUUUAAAUGUCAUUUUAUUGAUAUAAUUGCACAAUGUUGCUCAUAUCCUAUAAUGGCACUUCUUGAAAAUUAUUGUGACUUAGAACAAUGGACCGGAAAGUUAGAUUUUAGUAUUCAUGAACAACUAAAUCAUAAAAUUAUAAAUGAUUCAGACCUAUCAGAUAAUGAUAUUACAGAAUUUAUAAGGGAAUUAUGUAUCCAACCUUCACUUCCAGUAGUUACAUCAGGUGAAUAUAUAUUAAGUAUUGUAGUUUCCUUGGAAUCAAAUAUAUCUAAUUAUAAAAACAGUGAUACAAAUAGCCUAGUUACAAAUAUUGUAUAUAAGAUAGCUCAAAUUAUGGAAGAUACAUAUCGUCGUCAAAUUAUUGCUAUGGAUAAGUUAAAUUACUUUGGAUUACUUCAAAUAUUUGUAGAACUUCGUUAUAUUAGUAGUGUAUUUGAAAUAUUAUGUGUUUGCAAUAAAAAUCAAUUAAAUUCAUCAUGGGGACAAGAUUUCGACAGUCUCAGUUCUGCUUUAUCAAUUAUUAUAAAGAAAUCGUCAACAAAACCAUCAAGCGAUAAAAAAACGCUUAUGUGGUAUGAUAUACUUAUUCAAAAAUUUGAUAAAUCUAUUUGUUCUAAUUAG
Messenger RNA from Cryptosporidium muris RN66, 2757 nucleotides. RefSeq lists its product as uncharacterized. Lineage: Eukaryota; Apicomplexa; Conoidasida; Eucoccidiorida; Cryptosporidiidae. The transcript has a single exon. The record is from RefSeq and is a predicted model, not a curated record. The coding region runs from base 1 to 2757 and encodes 918 amino acids.